Messenger RNA from Manihot esculenta (cassava), 2633 nucleotides. RefSeq names its product protein IQ-DOMAIN 29. Gene Ontology annotation, molecular function: protein binding. The transcript is spliced from 6 exons. NCBI's taxonomy places the organism in Eukaryota, Viridiplantae, Streptophyta, Magnoliopsida, Malpighiales, Euphorbiaceae. The record is from RefSeq and is a predicted model, not a curated record. The coding region runs from base 652 to 2343 and encodes 563 amino acids.
ACUCUUGCUGUUCUACUGUUGUUUUUCCCUCAUUUUUUCAAGUUAAAUAUCAUUUCUUAGAUCUCUGGAUACUUUCUGUUUCUCUUUUUCUGGGCUUGUUUUGGUUGUCUUGUUUGCUCAGUUACUGUCAAGUUCUUUGGUCCGUAUGCUUGCUAGUUGGCUGGCAACUUUUUGUUAGGGUUUGAAAAAAUCGAAAUACUACGGUUUCUACUAAUGCUUAGAUCGAAACUACUUUCUCUUUCGCUACUGGCUUCUAAUGAACUAUGCUCUACUUUUUCUUCUUUACUAGACUUCUUAGCUUCUUUCUCUGAUUCAAGCUAGCCUUGGUUUCUAUAUUCGUGUGUGUCGGUGAGUGUGGACUUUGUUUUUAUUCUUUUGAAGAAGGUGAAGGCUGCUUUUCUAAUGAUGAGUAUUUUAAGUUUAUUACUGGUUUUAAUUAUGGAUGGCUUUGAUUUUUUUAAUUUAACUUUUGUUUGCUAAGAGGAAUUUAUUUGAAAUUGUGUGUUUUGGCUAUGCGCUUUAAUGCUACUAAUUGAUGUUUAUUAGUUGUAUUUUAGGCUGAUAAGCUACAUUGUGGUGUUUCAGUGUUAUUGACAUUCUCUUUUGUUAUAAUCAUGCAGCUUUAUAUAUUUAGAUUUCUGGGGUAUUGGAAUGGGAAAAUCUCCUGGGAAAUGGAUCAAGUCCCUUAUUCUUGGGAAGAAAUCGUCCAAGUCUAAGCUAUCCAGAGAAAAUGAUGUUUCGAAAUCUGCCGAUAAAGGAGAGGUUUUGAUUUCUUCUGAAGCACCUGUGACUGAUACAACUGUGGAACAUUCAACUAUUUCACAACUGGCUCCUGCUAUUGGUGCUAGAAGUGGGGCGGAUUCAGAGCAUGUAGCAGCUGCUAAUUUGCAAAAUGAAGGGUUACAAAAUGAAAUCUUUACUUUUUCAUUUGCACAAAGAGAUGAGAAUGCAGAAGAGGGCACAAAAGUUGGUUCAGAAGAAGAUCCUGAGAGAAUCAGGCAUGAAACAGCUAUUACAAAGGCACAAGCAGCUGUUCGAGGUUAUCUGGCUCGCCGUGCAUUUCGAACACUCAAGGGCAUUAUAAGGCUGCAAGCUCUUAUCCGCGGUCACCUAGUUAGAAGACAAGCAAUUGCUACCCUACAUUGUCUGCAUGCAAUUGUUAAAUUUCAGGCAUUGGUUCGUGGUCAAAAGGUUAGAUGUUCUACUGUUGGGAUUGAAGUGCAGAAAGCAUGCAACAUAGGAAAAGUUCAGGGUGCUAUAUGUUCAGAUUCUUCUGGAAUACCUGCAUCAACUCCACUGGAGAAGCUGAUGAAGAAUGUCUUUGUUCAGAAGCUUUUGGCUUCAUUACCUGGAGAAAUACCUCUUAGCGUCCACUAUAGUUCUGUGGAGCCUAACUCAUCCUGGGAGUGGCUGGAGCGCUGGACAAGGUCACACUGCCAGGAAUCCCAGUUACAGCCAAAGAUUAAUUCUGAGUAUGUUGGGGUUAAAAAAGUAGAAAGUGAACAACGCAAGCAAAAACGAAGUGUUCGUAAAGUACCCCGAGCUAAUUCUGAAAACAGCUCAGGUCGUUCAACUAAAGUGUCUGAAAGACCAAAACACAAUCCGAGAAAACUUCCAAGUCACCCAAUGGACUUGGUUCAGGAACAUCCACAAAAUGAAUUUGAGAAGGUAAAUCGCAAUGUAAGAAAAGCUUCUGAUUCCACAAAAGAUGCUCGUGAAAGACUUGUUGAUAGUGGGAAACCAAAGCGCAAUAUGAAGUCAUCCACUGCUGCUACCCCUGAAGUUUCAGAGAGUGCCAAUGGUAUGGCAGAGGUUGUGAUGAAAGAGUCUGAUGACGAUACCAGUCCAAAACAUAUUGCUGUUGCUGGUGCAUUACAAGAGCAUCAUGAUUUGGACUUGCAACCAAUGAGUAACAAUAGUAAAGUUCGUGAUGCUCAAGGGACAAUUAAGCAAUCAAACCCUAAGGACUAUCAUACUGGAAAUGAGAACCAGAAAAUCAGUGAUAGAAGAGCUUCUUUUCCUCCAAAUAUUGAGAAUCAGGAGAAUGGCAUUCAUAAUACACCCAAAGUGCCUAGCUAUAUGGCACCAACUGAAUCUGCAAGAGCUAAGCUGAGAGGACAAGGAUCACCUAGAUUUUCUCAAGAUGCAAUCGAGAAUAUUGGUACAACCAGAAGGCAUUCUCUGCCGACUUCCACUAGUGGCAAGUUUCCUUCAAUGUCGCCGCGAGUACAGAAACUGGUUCAUUCAGCUGGCAAAGGAGUGACCAGAAGUGAUGUCUCGUUGUCUUCUUCCAGAGAUGAUACUGUUUCAGAUAAGGUAAUUAAAGCUGAGUGGAGGAGGUGAUAAUGCUGGACAAACGCUUCACAGGGAUAUUUUACUGGACAAGGAAAAGAACAGAAAAAAGAAAAAAGAUUUUUCUUUUUAUGCCAUUCCAUACGUUCUAACAGUUGGACGGAAUCCUAAUUGGUGUAUGAAACAUGUUGAUAUAAUUUCUCAUGGUAAUUUUAUGUUGGGGUGUUAGGUAGUUGCAUAUCUAAAGGUCAUUAAGGGUUGCCUUUAUGCUGUAUAACUUUUUAUUUCCUCUUCUAUUUUUGGUUUUCCAUAUAAAUGACGUGAAAACUUUCCAGAUUCAA